CACCGCUCUGCGUCAUAUCCUGGAAAUGAUACAAAGUUCAAAAGUGUGUAUUUCAGAGAAAUGUUCUGAUAAAUACAUUGGAAUGAAUAAACAAUGACGAACAAGAUCAGUGUGUCGUCCUCUCAGCUCGUCUGGAGAGUUUGUAAUUUAUUUAUGUCACUGUUUUUCGCGUUGGCAACUUACGUGCAGAUAAAUGAUCCAGAUGCCGGUUUGUGGAUGGUUGGCUAUGCUAUUCCAGCUGGAUUAUGUUUUUCGAUUUGCUGUCAUCAACAAAUAACAGAGUCAUUAUUGUGGAGGAGAAUCGCUGAUCUGCAUGUGCUCAUAUCCUCUACAUUUGGAGCCAUUCUGGGCUGGAAACUUUGUAAGGAGGGAAUUACAGACAUUUUCCAGCAAGAAGAAGGAAGGGAAUGUGGUGGACUCCUGCUGGUGGUUUUCUGGCUUCUGCUGUGCAGACAUUCAGGAAGGAGUGCGGUCGGUUCGGUGAGGAUCUGCACCGCUGUGGGAAUCACUGUGUUUCCCUUCAUCACAUGGAUCUAUUACUACAUGAACACUGAGAUGAGGAAACACUGGCCUGAACACUGUAACACUGCUCUCUGAUCAGCCACAACACAAACCUGUCCAGAUCCAGACGUCUGGUUUUAUUCACUGCAUUCCUCUGUUAUUUUGUGGAUUAUAUUCAGAAAGACGGCACCAUGACUCUAUGACUUCUCUAUCCCGGUAACUAUCCCGGUAAAUAUCUAUACUGGUAUCUUUCUUUCUCUGUGAAGAUUAUAAAACGAUUCUGUUUAGCACAAUAAAAGUGGAUGUGCCACA
This is a messenger RNA of Pimephales promelas (fathead minnow), 813 nucleotides long. RefSeq names its product transmembrane protein 220 (gene tmem220). Lineage: Eukaryota; Metazoa; Chordata; Actinopteri; Cypriniformes; Leuciscidae. The record is from RefSeq and is a predicted model, not a curated record.